AGCAGAGGUGGCCAGUGGCCAGUAGUCUGGUGACUAGCGAACUGUGUAGCUGUGCGAAGUGAGAGUAGGAGACCCAUUUGGAAAACGAAUGGAUUCUCAAUGGAGAUUCAACGGGACCGCCCUGAGGACACUGAUGGCCCAGGAGAGAGCCCAGUUGAUGGCCAAGGAGAGAGCUCAGAUAUUCUCCCUGUAUGAACAGGGACCCCGCAAAAGGCUCUUUGUUGAUAUUGGUGAUGAGCACAAAGACAAUGACGAGUUCAUCUCAGACAGGUUUGGCUUCUUGCGGGAGAAGCCACAGCCCCAGGACAGUGCCCUGGGGACUAAGCAAAGACGGACAGAGUCCCGGAGACUCAGAAAGUGGGUCAAAAUGUUGAAUAAUUAUAGCAAGUAUCACGGCAGUAAGAAGUUCCAGCAAAGAUGCUUCAAGGGAAUGCCCAGCGAGGUGCGGGGCAAAGAAUGGAAGCUAAUGCUGUCUGUGGACAUCAAGAAGGCACAGAACCCGGGGACAUUUGAGGUGCUGAAAGAGUAGGCCCGGCUGCACUGUGAUCAAGUCCAUGAGAUCGACACUGCGGUGCACUGGACAUUCAGAAAUCACCUGAUAUUCCAAGAAAGAUAUGGAAUGAAGCAACGGGCCUUAUUUGAAGUGCUGGUAGCCUAUGCCAUGUACAACCCCGAGGUGGGCUAUGGCCAGGGCCUGAGCCACAUAGCGGCACUGUUGCUUUUGUGGUUGAGUGAGGAAGAUGCAUUUUGGGCUUUGGUCCAGCUCAUGGAGAAUGAGAAAUACUUGAUGUCUGGUCUCUACAAGCCAGGAUCACCAAUGCUGAAGACACUCCAGGAGCACCUGGGACACAUCAUGCAUCGUACACUCCCGACUCUCGCAAAACACCUGGAGAAGCAGGGAGUGCGGCUCAGUGACACCAUUGCCCACUGGUUUACCCAAGGUUUCCUGGAUGAAGUGCCGUUCCCGCUGGCCCUGAGGAUUUGGGACAUUUUUAUAUUAGAAGGGACACACAUACUCACCACCAUGGCCUCUGUGGCCUUGAAACUGAACCAAAGUAAGUUCUCAGGGCCUAGAGAGGCCAGGGUGCCAGUGAAGGGAAGCGAGGGUCCCAUGCUGAUACACAAUGAACAGAGGUGGGGAUGAGGAGGUUUGACGAGCCCUAGGUCACCGGGGAGGGCACUGAGAAGCCUCCUGGGCUACCCCCAUCAGUCCA
Molecule: messenger RNA, 1214 nt
Organism: Ochotona princeps (American pika)
Lineage: Eukaryota; Metazoa; Chordata; Mammalia; Lagomorpha; Ochotonidae
Product: TBC1 domain family member 26-like
Exons: 12
Coding region: 89-529 (146 amino acids)
Source: RefSeq, a predicted model, not a curated record